Messenger RNA from Hermetia illucens (black soldier fly), 2177 nucleotides. RefSeq names its product probable cytochrome P450 6a13. Lineage: Eukaryota; Metazoa; Arthropoda; Insecta; Diptera; Stratiomyidae. The record is from RefSeq and is a predicted model, not a curated record. The transcript has 2 exons. Gene Ontology annotation, molecular function: iron ion binding; monooxygenase activity; heme binding. Bases 469 to 1971 code for a protein of 500 amino acids.
CGAAUAAAGGCGAUAACUUUCCACUUGAUGAUGGUAUAUCAUAGCGUGGCUAUGGCCGAGACAGAAAUAGAGACACGAGUAUUUUAUUUAGCCAAAUAGUCGUAUAUUCUGCAAAAGCUUGUUUUCCCGUCCACAGUACAAGUCGAGUCAGGCAAAGAAUAAACUUUUCAAGACCGACGAACGUGGUAAUCAAAUUAAUGAUUCAACGGCGCGGUUGAGCGUAGCCUCAAUAUUUGUUCGGGCUCCUGGUGGUUAGUUAGUUGGAAUCUUGAUUGUUCAGUAUUCAAUUUUGUUCGGUUAACAAACGAUAGUGAAACUUGCAGUUUCCCAUGAUUGGUAGAUAAAUCACAACAUAAACUUUAAUAUCUAUCUCGUUCGGUCUUCGCGGAGCCAAAAAGAGUAUCUUUUUGGGUGUAUCGUUUUAUCUGUCGCCAGCUGCGUCAUUCGUACUGUUGAGGCGGCGAGAAAAUGGCGGUAAUAAUCUACCUGGUUUCGGCAGUGGUGAUUAUUAUCACGUAUGUGUAUAUCAGUUUUAAAAAAUCGUAUCGACUGUGGUCUUCUCUAAAUGUUCCAUAUUUGGAGCCCAGUUUCCCAUUCGGGAAUCUAAAAGAUAUCACCAAGUCUCGCCACUUUAUCUACAUUACCCGUGACUUAUAUGAGAAACUGAAAGGAAAACGAGACUAUGCAGGAAUCUGGUCUUUUAAAUCACCCAUGCUAUUCGUCACUAGUGCGGAUUUUGCAAAAGAUGUCCUAGUACGAGACUUCGCCACGUUUGCGGACCGCGGAGUCUAUUCAAAUCCAAAGCAUGAUCCUUUGUCUGGAAACUUAUUUUUCCUGGAAGGACCAGAUUGGAAAUCUCUUAGAUCAAAAUUGAGCCCGGCCUUUACUUCAGGCAAAAUGAAGACCAUGUUCCAUACCGUAACAGCAGUCGCAGAUGAACUAACUUCCUACAUGGAAGAACAAAAAAUUGUAGGCACAGAAGUAGACAUGAAAAACCUCAUGGCACGUUUCACGAUUGAUGUUAUCAGUUCCUGUGUAUUUGGUCUGGAAGGAAAAAGCAUAAAGGAGCCCAAUUCGGAAUUUCUCAGGAUUGGCCUGAACGCCAUAAAACUGGGAAAACUUCGACAAUUUCUUACAUUCGUAGCCAUGAUAAUGCGAGAACAAGCUCGCUCAUUAGGAUUUCGUAUGUUCAACGAAGAAACCACCGAUUUUUUCACGAAUAUGGUUCACGAAACAAUUGCAUUCCGACGAGAGAAUAACUACCAUCGUAACGACUUAAUGCAAAUCUUGAUCGAACACUUGAAGUUAGUGGAAGAAGAUGAUAGUAACGACAGCGGAUUGACUAUUGAUGAAGUAGUUGCUAAUUCUUUUAUAUUCUUCUUCGCUGGAUUUGAGACUAGUUCUACGACACUCACAGUAGCGCUUUAUCACCUGGCGAAGAAUCCAAAUAUCCAGAAGCAAGCGCGUGCAGAAAUCUCAACAGUUCUAUCCAAGCACGAUAAUAAACUUUCUUAUGAGGGACUAGCUGAAAUGGAGCUAUUGGAGCGUAUAUUAUUAGAAACUCUUCGACUAUUCCCCCCAGUCGGAACAGUACAUCGGGUUUCCAACCAAGACUAUACUCUUCCAAAUGGUGGCGUUGUUCCAAAGGGAACUUUCCUAGUUCUACCAGUCUACGCAAUGCACCACGAUAAGGACGUUUUCCCGGAACCAGAACGAUUUGAUCCAGAACGUUUCACGGAAGAGGAGAAAUCGAAACGACAUCCAUUCGCCUUCCUUCCAUUCGGCGAAGGACCGAGAAUCUGCAUUGGCGCUAGAUUUGCAAUGAUGCAAACAAAAAUUGCAUUAGUGAAAUUACUAAGCAACUAUCUGGUAAUAACGUGCGAUAAUACUCCAACUACUUUGGAGGUAGAUGAAUCUUCGUUAACGGUCGUUCCGAAGGAUAGUGUAUGGUUGAAAUUUGAAAAGGUUUAAAAUUCGAUUCCAAUAUUCGAAUAAUGCAGUUGGGUAUGAUACCGGCAUUUAUUACAUUUUUGAUAACACUUUGUCCGCAGUUAUUUCUUUGAUAAGAUAACUGUAGCGACAUAUCGUCGACGUACUUUUAAUUCUCAAAAAAGAAGAGUUAAUGAUAAUUAUAAAAAGUAACGAAGCAGCCUUUGUUUCAUAAUAUUAUUAAGAAA